UCAGUGUUUGAUAAUUUUUGUUGAAAAUGUAUAGUUUUCUAAUUUGUGUUUAGUUAAAAAUAAUAUUGUUAAGAUUCACUGCCCAAUUCGAAGUGUUMAUUUAUUUUGUCAUGGAAGUGUUAUUUUAUUACUGUUAUUGGCUUAUUGCUGUUGUUGAUGUCGUGAUGUCAUGACGAUUUAGUCGCACUGAAGUCAUACUUCGAUCUAAGAUCUGCAUCUCAGUGUAUAUCGUGGUGUAAAUUAAUUAUUCAUCAUAGAAAUAAUAUUAUAACUAAUAUUUAAAACUGUGCGGCUCAAUCCAAUUGCUUGGGAUAUUAAAUCCAGCCAGUUCAGUCAGUGCUGUGUGUUUAUUUUGAUGUGKUAUUUGAUUAAAAUUCAUUAUGAAUGUGAACGAUGGGACCAUGGAGUGUGAAUACACUACAAAUGAAGGCUUUGGAGAUGUUGAGCUUGAACCAGGAUACAGUGGUACAGAACCACAUGACUGCCCAAGACUUUUUGAUAAUUCAGAACUAUAUAGUCAUUCUAAACAUAAUGAUAGUGUUGCACCUUCUGAUGGCCCAGGACAAGAUUGUUAUACAGAAACCAGUGAUUUAGAAUCAAAAGAAAAAGAUGAACCUUUGUUUGUUAUAGACAAAACUAAAAACUUUAGGCUAAAUCGUACAAUACAAUAUGAGACUUCACCAAAUAAUAAUAAAUAUGGAAAAAAUAAUUUUGUGGCACAUAGACAAAAUUCAUGUUGGAAUUGCAACUCUGUAAAUCAUUCAUUGCAUAAUUGUCCUGAACCCAGAGUUCAUUGGAAAAUUUCAAAAAAUCGACAGGCUUUUCUUAAUCAAAAACAGCAGCAAUAUCAAUCAAAUUCGGGUGGUAGAAACUAUAAAAAUCGGCUUGGCAGUCAUAAGAAUGUACGAUACUUUGUAGCAGGAACUAAAACUUUAUGGAGUGAUUUAACACCUGGUAAAUUAAGUGAUGAUUUGUUAAAAGCAUUAGGUGUUCCUAAAAAUGGACUACCAGUACAUAUUUAUAGAAUGCGAGAGCAUGGUUAUCCUAGUGGAUGGCUUGAAGAAGCUAGAGAAGAAUAUUCUGGGAUAUCAAUAUAUACUACACCUAAUGAAUGUUUACCUCUUCCUGGUAGAGAAAAUGGAAUAAAUAAUUACUUCCAUUGCAAUAUCAAUGAAAAAAAAUUACAUGAAUAUCCUGGAUUUAACGCUCCUUGUCCACCAGAUUUUAUUGAUGAAGGAAAAAGAUUUGGUUGUCCUGAAUAUAAUCCAGAUCAAAGCCUCAAACAUAUGUAUGAAAGAUUAAAAGCUGGCCAAAUUGGUAAAAAUGGAAUAGCAUUGUCUGGAGUUAGUAGUCAAUAUCAAGAUACAGAAUUUGCAUCUAACUCUAAUGAAUGCCCAAUUGAAGAAACCACCCUGAAUAUAAAAACCGAAAAAGAAUUAAAAGAUAAACCACCAUCAUCGCCUGAAGAUGGAGAAAUUACUGAAGAUGAAACUAGAUCUGACAAAAAUGAUGAAGAAUUAUUAUCUAAUGAAACAGUGUCAGUAAUUGACGAACAUAAUAUAUCAAUCCCGAUUGAGAGUAAUUCAGAUACUCAAAAUAAUUCCAAAUCAAAUGUCUCUAGUUCAAUAAAGAUAGACGAUGAAUUAAACUUGACACCAACAACAAAAAGGCAAUUUGGUGAAGUGAAAUCUGAAACCCUUGGCACUCCGGUUCUCAAAAACUUUUCAUCGUAUGGUAAUCGACCAGCCCAUGAACAUUUUGCUAAAGGAAUGGUUGAUAUGGUAGAUCAUGAAAAUUUGCCUAAUGCUACAGGGACAUUUAAAAAGUUAAAAGAAAUAUUGAAGGAUGUGCGUAAAACAAUUAAAGAUUUACUAUGAGUAUUAUUGACAAUUUACUUCCAAAUUUAUUUAGUCAAAAUAUUAUGAAUAUUUUCUAUAUUUUGUCAACUAUAAAAUCAAUUUUUAUUUUAUCAAUUUCAUAUUGAUAAGUAAAUAAUGUGUAUUCGUUGAACUGUUAAUGACAAAAUACCCCAUGAUUGUAUUACUUAAAUUUCAAUUACAGUUUUGUUUUAUUUAUAUGUAUUAAACCAU
This is a messenger RNA of Diuraphis noxia (Russian wheat aphid), 2090 nucleotides long. RefSeq names its product zinc finger CCHC domain-containing protein 8 homolog. NCBI's taxonomy places the organism in Eukaryota, Metazoa, Arthropoda, Insecta, Hemiptera, Aphididae. Gene Ontology annotation, cellular component: catalytic step 2 spliceosome. Gene Ontology annotation, biological process: RNA processing. Gene Ontology annotation, molecular function: RNA binding. The record is from RefSeq and is a predicted model, not a curated record.